ACAAAAUUUAAAUUCACAAAUUAUUUAUAUUUAUCAUCUAGUAAUGGAAAAUUUUUUCGAUAAGAACGAAGAGUUGUUCAUUUUUCAACAGUCAAUUGAUUUAUCUACAAACAAUUACACAUGUUUUUUGAAUGAUUCAAAUUUUUUUUUAAAGAGAAAUUCACCGCAAUUAACAACCUUAAAACCUGUUUGGUCAGAAUUACGUCCUCUGAAAUAUGCAGUUGAAAAUGUGAAUUUUAUAUGGUGCUCCGAAUAUUCAAAUGAAAUAAUUGAAACUCUAAAGGAAGUGGAAAAGAAACGCAAAAUAAUUAAUUACGACUCUACUCAAAAACAAUUUAGAACAAGUUUGGUUCAAGUGAUAAAAUAUAGCGCUGAGAUUUUAACAUUAGGACGCACAACUGUUCAUUUAGCUGUUUAUCUUCUUGACGUUUUUAUGGAUACUUGUUUUAUACCUGAAACAAAACUGAAUGUAGUAGCUUUGACAUGCCUGCUUUUAGCUUCAAAAGUGGAAGAAAGGGAUUCUAAUGUUCCCAAGUUAGACAGAUUAAGAAAAAUUUGUAGAUCUAAUUCAAUUAAAGAAUUUAAAAAUGUGGAAGUAAAAUUAUUACAAUUUUUUGAAUGGUAUUUAUUAUUCCCUUCAGCUGCAACAUAUUUGGAAUACUAUGUCUCAAAUUUUUUGAAUAAAACAGAUAUGUUGCAAUUAUUAGAGAGCAACAAACGAAAUUUAACAAAUGAAAAUGAAAUUUUAAAUGAAGCGAGUUCACUCAUAUUUGCGUUUCUUGACUUAAUUUUGCAGGAUCAAAGUUUAGUUCAAGCAGUACCAUCCAUAACCGCUGCAGCAUGCUUGGCAGCUGUAAGAAAGUCUUUCGAACUAUCAAAAUGGAAUAACGACCUGUUUGUUAUGACUGGAUACAAAUUUUUAGAAAUUGAAAAGGUCUAUGAAAAUCUUUUGCAGCUAAAGAAAAAAAGAGAUUUUGAAGAAAUUUUAAAAAGGCCUUCUGACUCAUUGUUACAGAGUUCCGAUUCAGAAAUUGAAGAUGAUCAACUCUAUGUGAUACGGGACUUCAAGCGGAGAAAGCUAGAUUAACAGCAUUUAUCAGUAAAUGGAUAGGUAUGUAAACAUACAUAUGUACAUACUUUUUUCUAUAUGUGAUAUAAAAAACAUGUAUAUGUACUUACAUAAAUAUGUAUGUAUGUAUAUU
Messenger RNA from Condylostylus longicornis, 1202 nucleotides. It is a transcript of the gene CycJ, whose product is annotated as cyclin-J. Lineage: Eukaryota; Metazoa; Arthropoda; Insecta; Diptera; Dolichopodidae. Gene Ontology annotation, cellular component: nucleus; cytoplasm; cyclin-dependent protein kinase holoenzyme complex. Gene Ontology annotation, biological process: mitotic cell cycle phase transition; regulation of cyclin-dependent protein serine/threonine kinase activity. Gene Ontology annotation, molecular function: cyclin-dependent protein serine/threonine kinase regulator activity. The transcript is spliced from 5 exons. The record is from RefSeq and is a predicted model, not a curated record. The coding region runs from base 44 to 1087 and encodes 347 amino acids.